This is a messenger RNA of Teleopsis dalmanni, 845 nucleotides long. RefSeq lists its product as uncharacterized. The coding region runs from base 33 to 845 and encodes 270 amino acids. The record is from RefSeq and is a predicted model, not a curated record. NCBI's taxonomy places the organism in Eukaryota, Metazoa, Arthropoda, Insecta, Diptera, Diopsidae. The transcript is spliced from 2 exons.
AUGAUCAGUGUGAAAUAUAUUUUAAUUCGGAAAUGUUCAAAUCUCUACGCGUUCUGGAUUUAAAGCGAAUGUCAAUAUCAGUAAAAGAUUUAGCCAAUUUAAAACAAUUAAAAGAAUUAAAACUUAUGUUUUGUAAAGCAAAUGACACCAAUAACUUAAGCGAACUCUUUAAAGCUGUGCAACUGACAACACUCAUCAUAAUACCAAUAAAUAAAACUGCAGAAAACAACUGUCAAGAUACACCCAGUUUUCUAUUGGAUUCUAUUAACUGCUGUACAACGUUGGAAGUUUUAAAAGUGAGUGCAGUGGACUUAACAACCGCAAUAGUUGAGCAAAUUUGUCAGUUGCCAUUACUUGAGAAAUUUACAGUAUAUACUCUACCUUAUGUUAAUCUCAAGUCUAGAAUGUAUUCAUUGCGCAAAAUUUUGGAAGUGGUCCGAACCCUUAAAGCUGUGAUGGUAAGAGUAAUACGUUUGAAAUGCUAUUUUGAAUGGUCUCUGUUGGAGGAAAUGUUGCAUUUGGAGAAUUUACACACAUUUUGUUGGCAUUCGCAGUUUGAAGUGUAUAACGAAGCUGAUGGUAUUGAAUGGACUGCUUAUAAUCCCAAUAUAUUAAUCGUUGCUGUAAUCAGAUUCGUCAUAUUGCAUCGUCACCGUUUGGAAGUACUGAAUUUUAGCAGAAACUGUCACGCAUCUAAAUCCUUCAUUGAGAGUGUUAUGAAAAAAACUAAUCUUAAAGUGAUACAUGAUGACUUCAGUGAUUCCAAUAAAAUAUUAAAGCCUGUGAAACGAAAAGACGACUGGGAUCAAUUUGACUGUAUGGAGUUUGAAAUGCAGAGCCCCUAA